UUGGAACAGAUAAUCACAAGUUCCUUUUAUAAAUUCACAUAUAAGAUUAUUUUCAUUUUUAUUAGGAGGAUUUCCUCUAACCCCCCUGUGCAACUUUCUUCUUCUUCUGAACAAUUUGGUUCUAUCCCUUGUCAUUUACUCUUAUAUUCUUAUUUUGUGCAAAUACAGAGGAGGAAAAAAGCUCAAGAAAAAAAACAAAUUCUGUUAUCUUGUCACUUCAAUCAGCAACUCAUAGACUUUUAUCUUUGGUAGAUUAUUUAUUUUAAUACUUCUUUGCAGUAAAUGCAGUAAAUAUUUGUUUACCUUUUAAAUGUUGCCUCAUUUUAAGGAACAUGCGUUUGUGGGAUGAGCAGAGCUUAACAUGUUGGUUGAGCCUUUGAAAUAAAUUUGCAGCCAAAACCAAACCUUUCCUUGCUGGUGACAUUUCUCUUUUAGUGGAUCUGAUGAUUUGCUUUAGAGGAAACAAGAUUUAUUUGUGUUUUAAUCAUAUAUUCUUUGAACAGUCAGGAAGUCUAAACUGUCAUAUGUCUCAUUUCUUCAGGCGCUUCAAUCAUCCAGUCCUCCAGUAAAGAAAAGCUGUUUGUUAUUGACAGAGCUGCAGAUGUGGUGACUUAUACUUGGGAAAAACCCACACAUUAAGCCCUUUCUUCAUCCCACAAAUGCACGUUUCUUACAAAUGUGCAAUCAUUUAUAGAGAAGUAAUCAGGUUUUCCAAAGUUAUGCGAUUUAUUUUGCCAAGAAGAAUUUUUAUAACAAAGAAAUCAUUUACUAAAUGUAAAUAUUUCUAUAUAGUUUUAAUGUUGAUGGACAUUUACUGGAUUUUUUUUUUCAUCUCAGGCUCUUACAAACCAUAAAAGUGUGUUGUUGGCUACAGCCUUCAUAGCAUUAAAGGCGUUUCAAUAUUAAAUGCAAAUAAUGUGGAACAAUUUACUAGUAUAAUAAGACAAAUCUUUGUUGAAUGGAAAAAUCAUUGACUGAAUCAGUGGACCUUCAUCACCGUAGCAGGAUUCACAGUUCAAGCUGGAUAUUCGCAUUCAGCUGUUUUCACUGAUGGUUAAUGAUGUGUUGUGUUUGAACAAGGAAGCAGGACUACCUGAAGAAAAGCCAGACCUCGUAGAACAUGCCAAGAAAAACGUAGGAAAACCCUGGACUGGUAUCAAACUCCUACACUGUUGAUGUGAGGUGAUAAUGGGCGAAGCACAUCUGAAAAACUCUGAGAGAAAAGGCUGAACGCUGCAGGGGAGAUCCACAAUAAUCCAACACAGGAAAGUGUGUCAAUUCAUGGAGUUAACCAGAAAGCAGCACAGCACUACUAUCAAUUAAGAAACUUUGACUUGUGUGGUUUUUUUGCACCCUGUUGUGUUUUAUUCUGGGCCUUUCGAUGUGGAGUUUGUUUGUUCUUGUGUGUCCUCUUCAUGUUCCUCCCAGAGUCCAAAGACAUGCAUGUUAGUGAUCUGCUGGCUGUAAUUAGCCUGGAGGUGGGACUGUCCGUCUCUCUGUGACCUGUGUACAGAACACUGGUGUUUCCACCGUGCCUCCAGCUCCCCGCAGUCCUGAAAUGGAAAAAAAUGUUGGUUCGGAGGAUGAAUGGCUUUGGUUUGGUUAUAAUGACGUUUGUGUGGGCAAAACAGACAUUUCAUCAGCAUAAACUGACCACAGAGUCCGUUGUGUCAGAUGGGAUCAUGUCAUCAGGGCUCCUCCCACAGCUCAGCAUGUAAACCACUUCAGCAUCCAGACCCAUUCAGUUCUGUUUUUGCAGCACAGGCUCUCCUGGCUGUGGCAGUUGGAGGUCCUAUUUUUAAAAAGCUCCACUUGGGAGGAUGUGGUCCGCUGUGUUGUUUUCCUUCUCUUGUGCUUCUCAGUUUGGUCUGAUUUGGGACUGAUGUGCCAGUAGGACACACAGGUACAGAGCUGUCUCUCUGGCCGCUUCAUUUUCAUAUUUCUCUCUAAUAUUUGCACAGCAAGUGUCAUUAACUGUUGUCUUUCCAGUGGGAACAGUGCUCUGCCACACAGUUUGAAAUAGAUUAAACUGUUUUUCAAACUCGUUCAGAUGCAUGGAAAUUAGAUUUGAUUCAGUGAAAAACGCUUUUGCAUUGUAGAGAUGCUAAACAGAUUUCUUUACUCUGUCUUUUCUUUACUUUUCUCCUCUCUAACGUGAGCAGGUGAAGUUCUGUGUGUGUGCAGUAGGUUAGCCGAGGCAGAGAUCGCUGCGUCUGCGCCACGGCAGGUCAAGUUUGCCUGACACGGCUGGACAAUACGGCCUGACAGCACACAAUGGGUCACUGUAGCACCUGCUUCCUCUCAGGACAAUUGAUGGUGCUUGCGGGCUGAGAGCGGGAUGUGCCAGGUAGCAGCACGUUUCCCCCCCGCUGUGUGCACAUGCAGCCAUUCUCUGCUCAUCAGAUUUGUUGUUAUCUGACGAAUAUCUGUCUGAUGACAAUACAAAGCCAUGAAAAUAUGGAUAUUACACCUAAACCUCAGCAGAGAUUUGAUUUCUUUGAGUGAUUCUAAUAUAUUUGGUUGAUUAUUUCUUAUGCAGCAGUGGCUCAUGUUCUCCUCCCUACUGCAUCUUCUACUCUCCUCAUCACGGCGCUCCUCUUACUCCCACUUUAAUUUACACAGAAUACCUCGGAAGGCCUUUUCCUGUUUUCAUGGGCGCAGGUGACCCCAGUUCUCCCGCCGCCGCCGCUUCCUCAUGUGUGCGGACAUCCUGUAGGCCGAACGUCCGAAGCUCGGCGAGGGGAAAUAUUCCUCCUCAUCAAUCUCAGGCUGGUCUGAUGUGAGGUUAAGGAAGCACCGCAGCGCUCUGCUCUUUGAGGAAAUGUGCUCAGCUUGUUGUUUGAAACGCUUUCAUUGUGUGGUUUUCGGUUUGUGAGCGAAUGAAUGAAGUCUUAAAUACAUUAAGUCUUUAAUACAUUAAGAAUGCAGUGAGUCGUCAGGAAGUUUCAGAUAUCCAUAUCACUAAGCUCAAACAUGGUAAGUACAUAUAGAUCUGCUAUAACUAGUCAAGUAACUUUGCCACCUUUCAGUUUAAUAUUGUUACUAACUUCCAGGAGCUUACACACCAACCGAGACGACUGAGCAUCAAAAGGGAAGGGGCCCGUUAAUGAGAGUCAUUAUCCGUCUCACUUUUCAAUCUUAUGAAACCUGUUGUCUGCGGCGGAUUUUAAGAAUGAGAAAAAGAAGAAGUUGUGGCAUCUGUUUGCAGCCAGCUCAUCUCCGUCACGCUCACACCGUCUGUGACUCACUGCUUUUUGUAGGAAGUGCCUUGCAGGCUGCUCUCUGUUCUGUCCUUUGCGGUCCGCGCUCCCGUUGGCAUCUCUGUGAGUCUGAGCAUGUCUUUCAUCCUUGAUUGCGUUUGAUUGCUUCCAGAGAGGAGAUCAUAAAGGCCUGUCAACUUCAGCGACAGGAAGCCGCGAACAAUUGAGGACACAAUCGACGGUGGAAUUCUUCUUUUCUGUUCGGGACUUCCUCUUGUUGAUGCUCUCGUGUUUUGUUUGUUGACGUCCUGAUGCCUCAAGCAGAAAUGAUUCAGACUAUGGGCUCAAAGCUCGUGCACGGAGGACCGAGCAUCCAGCACGUCCUGGAGCGCUGCCUGUGCGACCCUCGGCCUCACACCCUCGACAAGCAGCUCUGGAACGCCGGACUGUGCAUAAACCGCUGGUGUUUGGAGGAACUUGUGAAGAGAGAUCCACACAACUUCCUCAUCCUUCUGCAGAAAAUACUGAGGAAAACAAGAGAGGUGCUGGAAAAGUGUCAGUAUGAACAACUGGUGCCUCUGACUCUGUUGUUCUCUUCAACCCUCCUGAAAGCUCCCCACGUGGCUCCGGACUGCAGCGUCCUGCAGGAGGCCUACCUGCUGUUCCACAGGUUCCUGUCCUGGCCGGAGCCCUGCAGCUCCGCCUGCAAGCGUCUGCUCCGCCUCAUCCAGCAGGAGCGUCGAGCGCCAGGUAUUUCAUUCCUCAGACUGGUGCAAACGGAACAGGGAAUUUCCAGCGAGAUAAACUGCUCUAAGACCAUAACGGUGCUGCUGGUGAGCCCGGAUGACGACGUCCCAGCGGAGGUCCGCUCGGUCUCCGAGCAGCUGAGCUCCCCCCACCAGUCCAGCAGAGACCUCACCGCCACCCUGAUCCUGCACAGCUUCCAGGCCGCGCUGGGCGCCGCGUCCGACCUGCAGGCGCUGCAGGCCGCCCUGCAGACGAUGCAGCCCGAGGAGCUGCAGCGGCUCCUGGAGGCGGUGAGCGACAGCAUGGAGACGGCCACGUGCGCAGCAGCUCUCAGGACCACGAUGGAGAAGCUCAGGGAAGGUCUGACUGUUCCUGCUGAUCGCUGCAAAGAUCCUGUAGAAGGAGUGGAGAUUUUGACCCUGCCUCUCCCCAAAUGUCAUAUGUGCACAUGGGAAAAUGACAACUUUGACAUUCUGAAAGAUGUUCUUGCACCUGAGGCCGACAUGGAUUCACCUGAAGACUGUUUCCUCAAAACUGAAGUAGAGGAGGACGAUAUUAAUGACACCAGCGUGGACGAGGAGGACAAGCCGGAAGGAGACAAAGUGGACCACGAACCGAACAGCCACCGCAUUUCCACUGCGUCCUCCUCCUCCAGAGACUCCAUGGUCUCCAGCUACUCCCUGUCCUCCAGCUGGUCCGUGCCGUCGGCCUCGUCGGGCGUGGAGAGCGACUUCAGCGAGGACACGACGCACGAGGACGCAGAGGAACGCCAAGACAGUCGGCCAAAACCCAGAAAGAAACCCAAGAAGAAGUCCAGGUCCCUGCUGGGCAUCGAGCGCUUCUCCAUGUUUCUGAAGAGUCCGCGCAGUCCCAGCGUCUGCCGGCGCGUCCAGAGCAUGAACUACAACACCGACGUGACCAAAGACUCCCAGAGAAGCGGCUCACAGGUCAAUCACCCCCAGUUUUCUUCCAGACAGGCCGCCCUGGACGCCCUUUCCCCGCAGAAGCACGUGUGCAUCCGCAGGCGGCCCAUCCUGAGCUGCGACGAGGGCGCCGAGCCCGAAACGCCAACGCUGGUCAAAGUGGUGGUGUUCGGAGGGGACCGGGAGGCCGGCAGGCUGGCCAGAGCGUACAGCGACCUGCAGCAGAAGGAGAGCAAAUGCCCCAGGCUCACCAAGACCUGCAAACUGCAGUUUUACUUUGUUCCUACCAAGAGAAGGACUGGAGGUCCAGGAGGAGGACAUGCUCUGAACGAAGGGCAGAUAACUAAAACCUGCGCAUCUGUGGAGUUAAAUGGCGUUACGAUGGAGGACAGCACGACCGAAAUCGCCCAGAUGGUGGGCCUGAUGGACCCCUGGUACGAGAGGAACGUCCUCAGUCUGCUCAGCCUGUCCUCGGAUGUGCUGUGUCAGACGGCCUCCAAGGACGAAGACGUCUCAGUGAGCGGCGUGGAGCGGCUCCCCCUGCUGGCCGACUUGGUGCUUUAUUACUGCCGACAUGCAGACCAGCCUGUUCUGGUGCAGCUCUACCAGGCUGAGCUGACGCUGGCUGGUGGCGAGAAGAGAAGAGAAGUGUUCAUUCACUCUCUGGAGCUUGGCCACUCAGCAGGAACCAGAGCAGUGAAGGCCAUGGGUGCUGCCAGCAAAAGAUUUGGAAUCGAUGAAGAGCGAGAGGCCGUGCCUUUAACGCUGAAUGUGGCUUACAACAAGGUAGCUGUUAGUGGGAGGAGUCAGUGGAUCCAGAAGGAAAUAGUUUGCACAUCCAUCAAUGUCUACAAAGGCUGCACAAAGCUGGAGCAGCUAGAUUCAACAGAGAAUCUGCAGCUGACGAUGACAGAAGUCCUGAAGAGGCAGAGCUCCAAAUCCAAAAAGGUCAACCAGCACAUUUUGACCACAGAGGUGAGAGUGGACAAGGUGCAGGUGAAGACUGAAGAUGAGGGCGCAACGUUCGCCGUGUGUCUGGAUCAGGAUCAAAAGAAGUUCAUCCAAAAGGUCACCAGCUGUGAGGUUUCUCUGUGCUGCAAACCCGGAAGUGGUUCCGACUGGAGGUCCUACAAGCCGUCUCCAGGCCAGGUUCAGCCGCUGCACCCGUCCUACUGCUCCCUGCUGUGCCUCCCCAUCACCUCCUUCUCCGCAUCAACUUCCUGAAACUCUCGGGACUGCACCCAGCCACACUGGGGACGUCGUAUUCACACGGCACCGGGGUUUCCAAACCGAAACAGAUUACAGGACGACCUUCGUCAGCCAGGUCAAAUGCACCUCUCGAUUACCUGGGUGGAUUCAACAAGGCGUUGGAGGAAUUUCUCAGAGAUUUUGUUCCAUAUUGACUGGAUGUAAUCACACAGGAGAGAUGGACCACCGGUUCAGAAAGGGAUGGUCCUGCUCAGCAUGUAAACAAUCUUUAAAAGGUACUAUGGAGGCCGGAGCCUAGAGGGAAUAACACCCCUUUCUAACUUUCUAAGCAUGAAGACAGGACUAACACGGACAACAACACACUGACGACCAAUACUUAAUGGUUCGUUAGCUCAAGGCUGAAGGUUUGAUUGUUCCAUUUAAAGAUACAGAGGCAGGAUACUGAAAAAUGACAGAAAAAAAACUAGACUGGCUGAAAAAAGUGCGUUCAAAAUGAAGAAAACAACCCUAAAACCUUUACUGCAGGAAGAGAACAGGGAAGAAUUUUAUUCAGAAUUUUAUUUCUGAUAAUUAUAACAAUUCCUGAUAAUUAUUAGCACAGUAUAAGCUGUAAGAGGAACUGUAAACCCCAUAAAAACAGAAUGUUUCACUUUCUGAAGAGCCCGAAGAACAAUGAAGUUUCUAUAAACAGUCAUGACAAAAAGCAAAAUAAUAACUUUACUGCAUGUUCUGUUGCAAUGUCGGGUUAUUGGACGCACAGUAGUGAGGUUACUGCUCAACUCCUUCCACAGUUCAGAACCAUUCAUUUGGCAGAACUUGAGUUGCCUGUGUGUGAGGAGUGUGCGUGUGUCCUCUCUCUCUCUCUCUCUCUCUCUCUCUCUCUCUCUCUCUCUCUCUCUCUCUCUCUCUCUCUCUCUCUCUCUCUCUCUUUCUCCGCCCAAUGAACAUGUGUGGAAUUCCCCGAAGGUUUACACUUAUAUUAAAAGUUGCUCCAGUCGUCUUUCUUCCUGGUUACGGUGAUUGACAUAAACUUUGAUCUCGUCAUCUCCGCAGUGUUUAUGUGUCGCAGCACUUUGGAUUCCUGCCACAUAUGCAUGCAGUUCAUGCAGUUCGUUCAGAGGUUGUAUUUGAUAUAGUCAGGACAAGUGAGGAACCUUAAAGACACAAAAUAAAAGAGUGCCACCACGA
Salarias fasciatus (jewelled blenny) is the source of this 7267-nucleotide messenger RNA. Its product is annotated as phosphoinositide 3-kinase regulatory subunit 5-like. Gene Ontology annotation, cellular component: phosphatidylinositol 3-kinase complex, class IB. The transcript is spliced from 17 exons. The coding region runs from base 3512 to 6094 and encodes 860 amino acids. Gene Ontology annotation, molecular function: 1-phosphatidylinositol-3-kinase regulator activity. Lineage: Eukaryota; Metazoa; Chordata; Actinopteri; Blenniiformes; Blenniidae. Gene Ontology annotation, biological process: G protein-coupled receptor signaling pathway; positive regulation of MAP kinase activity. The record is from RefSeq and is a predicted model, not a curated record.